AUGAUGCUGGCAGACAGGUGGGUCACCCUCCUCCUGCUUGAACUCGUGGCACUUCUGGAUGCAGGCCAGUGUUCUGGUGGCCGUCCCGUGUGGCGCUAUAUCUCAUCGGAGGUGGUGAUUCCCAGGAAGGAGGUUCACCAUGGCAAAGGUGUUGAGGUGCCAGGCUGGCUCUCCUACAGCCUGCGUUUUGGGGGCCAAAGACACAUCAUCCGCGUGCGGAGCAAGAAGCUUGUUUGGUCCAGACAUCUGCUAAUGACGACUCAGGAUGACCAAGGAGCCUUGCAGAUGGACUACCCCUACAUCCCUAUGGACUGCCACUACCUUGGCUACCUGGAGGACAUUCCUCUGUCUACAGUCACUGUUAACACGUGCUAUGGGGGCCUGGAAGGUGUCAUGAAACUUGAUGACCUGGCCUAUGAAAUCAAGCCCCUCCAGGAUUCCCACACAUUUGAACAUAUUGUUUCUCAGAUAGUGGCUGACCACGAUGCCACAGGGCCCACAUAUACGCUGGAACAGAAGGAAGAGUUUGAUUCCUUCUUCCCUGAAAGAAAUGGCACUGUGUCUUCCAGGAUUUCCAGUUUCAACUACCUGUUCCAUAUAGCCCAUCUGAAAGGACACAUUCAAUUUUCUAAUGGCAUGUAUCGUGUAUUCAACAAUGUAACAAAAUGUGUCCAUUUGGGGAUAAAUAUGUUUAGCGUUAUUGACAGCUUUCUCCGAGGUAUUGCUUUUACCCAUUAUAUUUUUCUCCUAACUGUAUAUGAUGUGCAAGACCCAACAAAUAUGGAUGAUGUGCGUGUUCCAGGUAGUGCAAUGAGUCGGCACUAUGUUCAAACUUUCUAUAAACCUACUCAUUUGCGCCCUUAUAUAUCUACAAUGCUUACACCAGAUAAGCCAGAUGAUUCUGAAAUUAAACCUAAACAGUAUGGCGUAUGCAGUAAUGAGAACCUCUUGGUUUUUGCUUUCAAAGGCAGACAUUAUCUCUUGCUGGCUGUUUUAAGUACACAUCAUAUAUCGAGAAUGAUAGGUCUUGGUUUUGAUCAUACAUAUUGCUACUGCCAAAGACGAACUACCUGCUUCAUGAUGUUCUACCCUGAAAUAACAGAUGCCUAUAGUAACUGCUCCAUUAUACAUUUACAGCAUGUAGUUACAAAUGCAAGGAAUGAGCAAUGCUAUUACCUGACUACUCCGGAGGUAUAUUUGAACAAAAGCUUGAUCCAGACACGUUGUGGAAACUCUAUAGUAGAGGAAAGCGAACUGUGUGACUGUGGUUCCUUCAAGCAGUGUUAUGCCAAUAAGUGCUGUCAGAGCAACUGUGAGUUCACUCCUGGAAGUGUCUGUGAUAAACAGCAAUGCUGUUCAAACUGCACCUACUCCCCAGCUACAACUCUCUGUAGAUCCAUCAGAAACAUAUGUGACCUUCCUGAGUACUGUCUUGGGUCCUUAUCCAUGUGCCCUGAAGAUUUUUACUUGCAAGAUGGAACCCCAUGCACUGAGGAGGGCUACUGCUACAAGGGGAACUGCACUGACCGCAGCAUGCACUGCAAAGAAAUCUUUGGUGCGAGGGCAGAGAAUGGUCCUGAGGACUGCUAUGCCGUUAAUCUCAUCAGCGACCGAUUUGGACAUUGUGGCAGAAACAAAACCGCCCUCCUUUACUUUCCUUGUGCUGUAAAAGACAAGAUGUGUGGGAGGCUGCAAUGUAUCAAUGUCUUUUACCUUCCCCAACUGCAGGAGCAUGUGUCAUUCCAUCAGUCUGUGUACAAUAACUACACCUGCUUUGGACUGGAUGACCACCGGGCGACAGGAGCAACUGAUGCGGGGCGUGUGAGAACUGGAACUCUGUGUGGGCCUGGAAAGUUCUGUCAGGACAACACAUGUUCUGGGGAUGUUACUGCCCUGCAAUACGACUGUGUCCCUGAGAAGUGUAGCUUUAGAGGAGUUUGCAACAAUAAGCGGAAUUGCCAUUGCCAUGUUGGUUGGGAACCCCCACUGUGCCUGAAUAGGGGUGCUGGGGGAAGUUCAGACAGUGGACCCCAGCCCAGAAGAUUACGUACAGUAAGAAGUAGCCUAGAACCAAUCGUUUACUGGAGACUGGUCAUAUCUCGAAUUUACUGUUUCCUUUUGGCACUCUUCUGUGGGGUAGUCACAAGACUACGCCAUAUUACAACUACCGUGGUCAUGGAAGAAACAACUCCUGAGACACACUAAAACAUCAGUUGGACACUGGACCCCUGUGCAUAUGUGGAAGCUCUAACAGCUGCAUCUAUGGAGAAGAACUGGUGGACCAUAUAACCAUGUUCAACUUCAUGUUUCCACAAUUCUGCCUGGCACAGAAGGGUCUAUCCCAAAGGUCUGUGGAAUAUUGACUAAUGAAGGUUUUCUGUAAUGGUUGUCAGUGUACACUCGUAAUAAAAGUCAAAA
Ochotona curzoniae (black-lipped pika) is the source of this 2418-nucleotide messenger RNA. Its product is annotated as disintegrin and metalloproteinase domain-containing protein 21-like. Gene Ontology annotation, biological process: male gonad development; proteolysis. NCBI's taxonomy places the organism in Eukaryota, Metazoa, Chordata, Mammalia, Lagomorpha, Ochotonidae. Bases 1 to 2205 code for a protein of 734 amino acids. The record is from RefSeq and is a predicted model, not a curated record. Gene Ontology annotation, cellular component: plasma membrane; external side of plasma membrane; sperm head plasma membrane. The transcript has a single exon. Gene Ontology annotation, molecular function: metalloendopeptidase activity.